AUGCGCCUCUCCGCGCCGCUCUCCACGCCCACAUCCUGGCUCGCUCCCCUCAAGGCCGCCCAACUGCAACACAUCGCCCGCGCCACCGGCAUCCCCUCGUCCGGCCCCAAAGCCGCGCUCGCCCAGCGCAUCGCCGCCGACCUCACCACCGCAACGCCCGACCCGCGUCCAUGGAGCAUCCUCAGCAUCGAUAUGGGCAUCCGGAAUUUGGCGUUCGCGCAUCUGCGCGUCGACCGGGCGGGUGGCUCUGCGCGCGCGACGCUCGCGGCGUGGCGGCGGCAACCGGUGUCCAAGAUCGCGGGUCUGGAUCUGGAGGGCGCGGACGGGUUUGUGCCACAGGCGUACGCGGCGGCGGCGUAUGAGCUAGUCACGGCGCUGCUGGCGGCGUAUCGGCCGACCCAUGUGCUGAUUGAGCGGCAGCGCUUCCGGUCGAAUGGGGGCAGUGCGGUGCAGGAGUGGACGCUGCGGGUAGGGGUAUUAGAGGGGAUGGUGUAUGCGGUGUUGCAUGCGCUGCGGCGGGAGCGUGGCGGGGAGGUUGCUGGGCCGCUGGUUUAUGGGGUCGAGCCGCGGCGGGUGGUUGGAUAUUGGGAGGAGUUAGGGGCAUCGCGGAAAGCGGAGGAGGGGGAAGGCAGGAAGAAGAGGGUGUCGGUGCGAGAGGUGAAGAAGGCCAAGAUUGAUCUUGUAGGAAGUUGGUUGGAGAGCGAGGUCAUGGGGGUGUCGGAGGGAACGGGGAAGAUUGCGUUAACGGAGGAUGCGGCAGUGCAGGAGUUGGCGGGUGCGUAUGUGCGAAAGUGGCGGGGGCAGCGGGGCGGAGAUCUGGGCAAGUUGGAUGAUCUGGCGGAUUGUUUGUUGCAGGGGCUCACUUGGCUGGAGUGGCAGGUUAUGCGGGAGAGACUGGCAUCUGAGGGAGUGCGGGCACUCGAAUCGAUGCCAUGA
Molecule: messenger RNA, 936 nt
Organism: Penicillium macrosclerotiorum
Lineage: Eukaryota; Fungi; Ascomycota; Eurotiomycetes; Eurotiales; Aspergillaceae
Exons: 1
Coding region: 1-936 (311 amino acids)
Cellular component (GO): mitochondrion
Molecular function (GO): DNA endonuclease activity; crossed form four-way junction DNA binding; Y-form DNA binding
Source: RefSeq, a predicted model, not a curated record